AACAUGGCUGUGUGGAAACAGUGUGAAUUUAUGUCCAGUGAUUGGUUUACAUACUUAAAUGUAAUGUCAGAUUUGAUAAUAACUUUCAUAUCUCUCUUUAAGGAACUGGAGGCUAAAGAAAAGGCGAUUGAGGAGGAGAGGCAGGCGCUGCGUCGGCAGAUUAUCGAAGAGGAGAGGCAGCGACUUCUUAAACGCCACGCAACAAAACUCCUUGGAUACCUCCCGAAGGGCUUGCUCCGUGAAGACGACCUGAAGCACUUUGAUGAAGACUUCAGAAAGAACUUUGAAAAGCGUCCGGCAGAUCUCUCCUCUGAGGACGGCUGGGAGGACGAUCAGUAGACGUUUGAUCUGAACUUGCGU
Notothenia coriiceps (black rockcod) is the source of this 360-nucleotide messenger RNA. Its product is annotated as meiosis-specific nuclear structural protein 1-like. Gene Ontology annotation, biological process: cilium organization. The transcript is spliced from 2 exons. The record is from RefSeq and is a predicted model, not a curated record. NCBI's taxonomy places the organism in Eukaryota, Metazoa, Chordata, Actinopteri, Perciformes, Nototheniidae. Gene Ontology annotation, cellular component: motile cilium. The coding region runs from base 4 to 339 and encodes 111 amino acids.